AUGGAGAAGCAAGAAGCUAAAAGGCUUGGCCAUCGGUUGGUGCUUGUAGUAUAUCCAUUCCAAGGCCACAUAAAUCCCAUGCUUCAACUUGCCACAAUCCUAUACUCCAAGGGCUUUUCAAUCACCAUAGCACACCCUCAAUUCAACUCUCCCAACCAUGAAAAUCAUCCUGAAUUUCACUUUGUAUCAAUACCAGAUGGCUUGUCUAAAACCAAUUUCUCACCUUCAAAUUUCAUGGCUGCGAUAUCGGCUCUUAAUAGUAAUUGUGAAGCUCCAUUUCAACAAUACAUGGAGGAGAUGAUGAAAGUAGAGGAUCCACAUGAUCGGGUUGCCGGUGUUGUUUAUGAUGGGUUCAUGCACUUUGCUCAAGUUGUGGCUAUCAAUUUGAAACUUCCUGGGAUUAAUGUGCGUACAAGUGCAGCUGCCACCUUGCUUUUGUUUGCAGUCUUUCCUGAUGCUCAUCAUGAGAAAGGCUAUAUUUCCUUUCCAGAAAGUCUGGCUCAAGCCCCAGUGCCUGAGCUUCAGUCCCUUGAUCUUAAGGGCAUACUAGGAUCCACAGAAAUCCCAACUCCUAUAUUGGAGCUGAGAGCCACAGUGACAGAUACAACAAAAAAAGCCUCAGCAAUAAUAGUGAACACGGUGCACUUCCUUGAACAACAAACACUGACAAAGGUUCAAGAACAUUUCCCAUCUCCAGUUUUUUCCUUAGGCCCUUUCCAUAAACUAGCUCCAUCUGCCUCUAGUUCACUGCUGAAGGAAGAUUCUAGUUGCAUUUCCUGGCUUGACAAACAAGCUCCCAAGUCUGUCAUUUGUAUAAGCUUUGGCAGCAUGGUAAGCAUGGAUGAGAAAGAGCUGGUAGAGAUGGCUUGGGGCUUAGCCAACAGUGAGCAACCUUUCUUGUGGGUCGUUAGACCUGGUUCAGUUCGCGGGUUGGAAUGGAUUGAGCUAUUGCCAGAAAGUUUUAAAGAAAGAGUAGAAGGAAGAGGUUGCAUUGUGAAAUGGGCACCCCAAAAGGAAGUUUUGGCACAUGGUGCAGUGGGAGGGUUUUGGAGCCAUUGUGGUUGGAAUUCAACACUGGAAAGUGUUUGUGAAGGAGUUCCAAUGCUAUGUCGACCCUAUUUUGGGGACCAAGGUUUGAGUGCAAAGUAUGUGUGUAGUGUAUGGAAGGUAGGCUUGGAAUUGGAGGGUGAUUUGGAGAGAGGGAAAAUAGAAAGAGCUAUAAGAAGAUUAAUGGUGGAAACUGAAGGGGUGGAGAUAAGACAGAGAGCAAAGGAUUUAAAGCACAAAGCUGAGCUUUGCCUGAGUGAGGAUGGUUCAACAUACAAUGCCUUGAAUGAAUUGGCACAGCAUAUAUUGUCAUUCGGAUGAUGGAGGAUGAGGCCAAAUUGCAACUCAAAUUGAUAUGUAUUAUGUACACUCAUAUUUCUUUUUUAAUUAUUUGCAUAAUGCAGCCUCUUCAGCUUGCAUUUGAAACUAUGAUUGUAGAGCUUGGUAGUAAUUGAUACAUUGAUAACUUCAUGAUCUGAAAAUGCUUAACGAUACUUCAUGGAUCAUAUUGGUAGUGGUACUA
Quercus lobata is the source of this 1570-nucleotide messenger RNA. Its product is annotated as UDP-glucose iridoid glucosyltransferase-like. Lineage: Eukaryota; Viridiplantae; Streptophyta; Magnoliopsida; Fagales; Fagaceae. Gene Ontology annotation, molecular function: quercetin 3-O-glucosyltransferase activity; quercetin 7-O-glucosyltransferase activity. The transcript is spliced from 2 exons. The coding region runs from base 1 to 1368 and encodes 455 amino acids. The record is from RefSeq and is a predicted model, not a curated record.